UUGGGGGCGAUCAGUAGCCUUCGAAGAUCUUACGAUGAGAGUUCUGAUUCUCACUGCCCUGCUGGCAUGCGCAAGCGCAGCGCCCUCCGGCGUGGUCCCGCUGGCCGCGCUGCCCGCCGCGCCCACCAUCGACCCCGGCGACAUCCAGGCGGCCGCUAUUAAUGCACAGGUGCAGGUGGAAGACCAGGCCAGGGCCGCGGUGGACUCCGCCAGAGACCUCAACGAGAGGGUCGUCGAGGACAACAAUGAAAAGGUAGUCGAAGCGGACUCCCAAAUCAAGGAGAAGACGGAGGAAGCGUUCUGGUCUAUUGAAGACAAGAAGUGGCAGGCGCUGAACGCGGUGCAGACUGCUGAGGCGAAGCUGGAUGGAGCUGUGGCCAGUAACGCUGACGCUAUCGCCAGAUCAGCUCUUGGAGGUAUAAUCGUUCCCUCAUACAUCGUGCCCUCAUCACCUCUACUCCAAGCACCAGUAGUGUCCCCUCUCACCGUGCCUCUCUCGCCUCUCGUCUACACUCCAGCACUCCUCCCAAACAAGGAGGAAUUGGAGAAGCUUGAGAAAGAGAAGGAGAAGCAGAAAGAGCUCGUGAAGACUGCUGCGCCGGAGAAGGAGGGAGUUAAGCCCGAAGAAGAAAAAAAGACUGAGGAGAAAAAGCUGGAGGAACUGCAGAAGCCCCUCGUCACCCCCAUUCUUACCCCCCUGGUGACCCCGACCAUCAAGCUGGACCAACAAUGGAUCGCCCCAGUCGGUCCAGUGGCUCCACUAGCAUCUGUGGCCUAUCUACCACAACCCUUGCUGACUCCAGUCAUAAAGACUCAAUGGUGAUUUGAAAUUAGGGAAUAAAUGGUUUUCAAAACCUC
This is a messenger RNA of Pectinophora gossypiella (pink bollworm), 858 nucleotides long. RefSeq names its product pupal cuticle protein PCP52-like (gene CPH3). The record is from RefSeq and is a predicted model, not a curated record. The transcript is spliced from 6 exons. The coding region runs from base 35 to 823 and encodes 262 amino acids. Lineage: Eukaryota; Metazoa; Arthropoda; Insecta; Lepidoptera; Gelechiidae.